Molecule: messenger RNA, 1512 nt
Organism: Gloeophyllum trabeum ATCC 11539
Lineage: Eukaryota; Fungi; Basidiomycota; Agaricomycetes; Gloeophyllales; Gloeophyllaceae
Exons: 3
Coding region: 1-1512 (503 amino acids)
Biological process (GO): protein deubiquitination; ribophagy
Cellular component (GO): cytosol; Ubp3-Bre5 deubiquitination complex; ribonucleoprotein complex
Molecular function (GO): mRNA binding
Source: RefSeq, a predicted model, not a curated record
AUGACCAGCACCACCGGCACUAAUCCUGCUCCUAGCCUGCACCAGAACGUUGUCCCUUCCGAAGUCGGAUGGCAGUUUGUGCCCCAAUACUAUACCUAUGUGAACCAGCAGCCCAAUCGACUGCAUCGGUUUUACACAAAAGCGUCGACCUUCAUCCAUGGUGUCGAGGGAGAAGAUGGCAAACCAUGUUACGGUCAACAGGAAAUUCACAACAAAAUCACGUCAAUAGGUUUCCAGGAUUGCAAGGUCUUCAUCCAUUCGGUUGAUGCUCAGUCGUCCGCCAGCGGGGGUAUCAUCAUUCAGGUCAUCGGCGAAAUGUCCAACCGCGGCGAAGACUGGCGUAAGUUCGUGCAGACCUUCUUCCUCGCCGAGCAGCCCAACGGCUACUUUGUCCUCAACGACAUCUUCCGCUUCCUCAAGGAAGAGACCGUCGAGUCCGACGCUGCCUCCGACGCCGGCGAGUCCACGCACCCCGCCGCCUCUGCGCCUGCCGUCCAGACCGCCCAGACGCAAAAUAUUCCGGAGCCCGCUCCCCCCGCCCAGCCGGAACAUCCGUCCCCACCCCCAGUGGAACGCGAGCCGUCUCCUGCGCCGGCGCCCGUCGCCGCGACGCCUGUUCCCGAGGAGGCGCCGAAGACUGUCAUCCCUGAGCCCGCACCCGCCACCCCCGCCCCCUCUGAGCCCGAACCGCACGUCAACGGCAACGGCACCGCUGCGCCUGAGCCCGAAGUUAAGCCCGAGCCUGUCGAAGCCCCGGCGCCGGUGGAGCCCGAGCCAGCACCGGCACCCGAGCCCACGACCGUGUCCCCGCCACCUGUCGCCCCCGCCUCGCUGCCUCCCGCACCUGCGCCUGCUGCUCAGCCCGCACAACCCACGCCCGCUCCGCAGCCCGCGCAGCCCCCGCAACCGAAGACGUGGGCGAACCUGGCGGCGAACAACGCAAAGAAGUGGGGCGCUGCUGUUGCUACUGACCGCACAGGGACGUCUGAGGUGCCGGCUUCGCCUGUGACGCCCAGGAGCACGAGCCAGACACCCGUUGCUGGACAGCAGCCUAGGGGUCCACCUGGUCAACAUCAACAGAGGGAUCCCCAGAGCGCCAUUGCUGCCGCGCAGAAUAUCACUCAUGCGCAAUGUUUCGUUAAGGGCGUAACCGAGAACGUCUCGCAAACGACCUUGACCAACGUCUUGACGCAACGAUUCGGCCCCGUCAAGGACGUCGAGAUCGUGCGGAGCAAGGCUUGUGCGUUCCUCGAGUUCACAAAUAUCGACGCGGCCAAGCGCGCCAUCAUCGCGUCAUUACCUGUGCCCCUCGGAGGUGAGGGUGGGAUCCGGAUUGAUGGUGAGGGCGGACAGCCGGCGAGGAUUGUGGUGGAGACGAAGAAGGAGAGGGGUGAGAGGCCGCCUAGCAAUAGGCCGAUGAACGGUCCUGGACGCGAGCUGCGCGGCGGGUACCGUGGACGCGGAGGCCCAGGUGGUGGCCGUGGACGUGGUGCUCCCCCGCAAGGGAAGUGA